This is a messenger RNA of Penicillium angulare, 672 nucleotides long. RefSeq lists its product as uncharacterized. Lineage: Eukaryota; Fungi; Ascomycota; Eurotiomycetes; Eurotiales; Aspergillaceae. Bases 1 to 672 code for a protein of 223 amino acids. The transcript has a single exon. The record is from RefSeq and is a predicted model, not a curated record.
AUGGAUACUCUUCCGACAUCGCCUUUCAUCGGUGUACCACGCAGCACGGGGGCUGUUGUAGUUUUGAACGGAUUCCCUGGCACGGGAAAGCUUACGAUACUAAAACAAGUCAAACAACAAUUGCCCGUCGACAGAACUAUUAUGCUGGACAACCAUCUACUCAUCGACCCUGUAUCUGCAGUGGUACCCGAUCGCAGCGAUAAACAUCACGAGCUACGACGUACUAUAAGAGCGCCCAUUUUUCAGAAGCUCAGACAAAGAGCACACAAUGGCUAUAUCAUUCUCAUGACGGCAUGUCUUGCUGAGGAUAACGCUACGGAUUCGGCCUUCCUUGAGGAGCACCUCGACAUCAUGCGCAUGACCGAUGUACCUAUCAUAUGGUUGAAUCCGCACUACGGUCAGGCAACGCUAGGACAGCGCCUUUUAAGUUCCGAGCGCGGCCAAGGAUCCAAGACGGAAUUGAUGGAUAUUUGCAUGCUUCGGGAUCUGCUGUGUGAUAAUCGGCUCAUACAACCUCACAAGAGCACCGAUGGGUCUGUAAAGCUAGUAGUAAAGACUUUAAAUGCCAGUAGGCCAUCUAAAAAGGUCCCUGGAGCAUCUAAUGAGCGUUAUAGCGUCUCAACAGUGCAUUCAAACAGAAUGAAGCUCAGGCUCCAAACAUCAUGCGAUUAA